UAGUGCUUCUGCUGCAUCUGCACUGUUGAGAAGACGGAAUUAAUUAUUAAAAGCUAAGGGAUCAAUCUAGAGUAGUGCAUCAGGGAGGGGAGAGAGAGAGAAAGGGAAAGUGCAGUCCUGAGUUUAUAUACACGCCUAAAAAGCAUGCGAAUCCAUGCCAUAAAAGGAUAACGCGCCUCCCGUGUCUCAUUUGUAGGUAAAAUGAGCUACUCCGCCGUCGAGAAAAGAAAAGAAGCGGAACACGGAGACACUCUAUAAUACAAUAUUAACCUUGAAGCAGCACGUUGGGUUGAUAUCUCUGCUGCACUAUUAGGUUUCUUGAAAAAGAGAUUACUUAUUUAUAAACAUUUUGUACAGUUUAUUUUAAAUAUAUAGCCUAUGGACAUGUAUGUAUGUGUAUAUUUAUUUUCCUAAGACUGUGAUGACAUUGCAAUGUUGAUUGGGUAUAAGAGAAACGACGAGUGAAUUGCAAAGGGUAAACUUAUUUCAAGGUGCUGUCUGUUGGCUUUAUAGGCCCCUAUAUGAAAGGAUAGUCGCGCGCCCUGACAUUGAAACUCAGGAGAGAACACAGGCGAGUUCACACUGCAAGAAAAGCGGUGCUUAAAGAAUCCGCUGCACCGCCUUUUACAAAAGCGCACUCGGGGAUGUAAGAAUUGAACUGCGUCGAAGAUUUGAUAUAAAAUGGAGCAAAUAUUUCGUUUUACCAGUGAGUGAUAUCGCCAGAUCCCUGCAUUAAACAGCGGUUGCUUGUGUAACCAGCGUCUUCUAGUGAUCUGAACAAACAUGUUUGAUUUUGCUGAAAUUCUGGCGAUGGAGCCCUGCAGCCCGCGUUGGAUUUAAGGAGAGGCGGAUAUGGGAAAGAGGGUACCGGAGACACCCAUUCACAUUGCAGGCAUCGCACUGGUGCUCCUUGCAGCGGCCGUGUCGGCGGAGGUGAAAUGCGGGAAUAUUUACAAGGGCUUCUCGGACUGCGUUCUGAAACUGGGGGAGGACAUGGCGGCCUACCAAGAGGAGCAGGAGUCAGAGCAGGGGUUGCAGGUGGUUUGCAGCCACUGGGAGGCGUUCCACGUAUGUGCCACCACAGCCCUAUCGGAGUGCCAGGAGGAGGCGGGGCGUAUCUGGGAGACCUUGAAGGAAGAGUCCAAGAAGAUCCGCUUCCAAGGCAGCCUCUUCGACCUGUGCAGCCCGAACGGGGCUCCACGACUGGGGCCACUAACAAACUACCUGUCCCUCCUGCUGCUGCUGCUCCUCCCCACUGCAAUCACCUGGCUCUCUCUAUAGACACUGCAGCAGCCAGCCCACACCGACCUGGCCUUGAGAAUGGAAGAACACCCCCAGAUUCAAAGUGGAAUCUUCCUUUCACCCACAGGGGCUGGGCAGCACAGCUCACUCAACACAGCCCGGGAGGGGUCAUUCGGAUUCAAUCCGCUGUAAACAGGUUCACUCCCAGACAAUCAGUGUCCAUUUGAGAAAAUACUACUGUAUACAAUAGGACUGGUAAAUACUGUAGCCCCACUCAUUACAAAGAUAAAUAUGUAUUCUGUAGAUGUUUGCUAUUGCUGUAGCAUACUCUAGUAUUUGACUGUUGGGGAAUUUGGUUUAGAGAGGGUUGGGGGAGGCGAGGGCAUUUAGUCGCUCCCAAGUGUCAUGAGCCUGCAUGAGGUGGUGUUCUUAAUGAGAGAGUGAGAUUAACCCUUUGCCUGUGGUGGAAUGGCUCGGUUUAGUAGUUUAGGAUGGAAAAAAAAAAUGUCUAUAUAUUUAUUUAUAAAUGUAUUGCUGUGGAAAUAAUUGUUAUAUUUACAUUGCCAUUAUAAGUCGCCAGAGCAUAUUUUUUAUUUAUUUUUUUAUUUAUGAAAAGCAAGCUGUGUUGCCUUUUUGGUCUCAAAUGCUCUCCUUGUUGGCGUAUGACCAUGAUAAAAAAACAAACAAACAAACAAAAAAAAAAAAACGCUUUGCUAAACAUGAUUACUAU
Acipenser ruthenus (sterlet) is the source of this 1972-nucleotide messenger RNA. Its product is annotated as neuritin-like. The coding region runs from base 853 to 1281 and encodes 142 amino acids. Lineage: Eukaryota; Metazoa; Chordata; Actinopteri; Acipenseriformes; Acipenseridae. The record is from RefSeq and is a predicted model, not a curated record. Gene Ontology annotation, biological process: neuron projection extension; nervous system development. The transcript is spliced from 3 exons. Gene Ontology annotation, cellular component: plasma membrane.